UAAUAUAAAUUUUGUUACUGCAGGUUUUCAUGGCACGUUAUCCUGAAUAAGUGAAUUACGAAGUAGUUGAUAAUGAUAUAGGUUAAAAAAAACUGUCAUUCGUUGAGUUACAUGAAUAGAUCACUUGUUUUUUGCAAAACAUUGAUUUACGAAACAACAUCGUUCUGCAAGAAAUUUGCAAUAUUUUAAUACCCAAUGCGCGUUACGAGGUAUCAUGAAUUAUUUAGUAAAAUGAAUAGGAGAUAACGAUUAUAAUUAAUAUGCGAUAUGCUGAAAUUAUGCAGGAAAUUGUCAUGAGGUUUUAUUGAAAAGUGUAGAGUGAAAUAAACAGGUGUUCUUGCUAAAGGAUCAAGUAAGCAGUGGACAGUAUAGUGUGUAUAAAGCAAACAUGCAUGGAGGCGCUACGGUCGAAGGAGGAUUUCUUGUUGCUCUCAUUCCUAGUUGGAAUAUUGCUCGUUGCUGUUAUCUGUUGUGUUUUUGGGCUGGAACUGGGCGAAAAACAUGUCGUUUUGAUAAUUGCUUGGCGAAAAAGUGGCUGUGAGCGUAGACGAGCGUGGCCCUGCGUGUGCGUAUUAAUAUCGCGGGGGUGUGCGGAGCGUGCAGGUGUAAUUUAAUAAGCGCAGGGGAGGCAGGCGAUUUAACAGGAUAUCGAUUUGUCCGCGAGUGCUGUGCUGGCUCCAUCGCACACCAACCAGGCAGCCAUGGACGUCGAUAUUUUUGGGGCACAGCCUGCACCGUGUCGGGUAAGCCGUGUAAGGCCGUCCCUAAAGGCCUGAUAGGGCCCGAAAUGCGAGAAACAGCCGCCGAUACGGUGCAACAGUAGGAAGAAGCGAGAGUCGAAAAACGGUAGUGCGUUCCUUUCCACGGAUUUCAUUGUGUUGACGUACCACAUAAAGGCAACCAGCCAGGCGGCACACGAAGCAAAUAACACACAAUGGAUCUCGGCGGCGCAGGUACUGGAGGGGCCGUGGCUUGCCCGGUCUGUACUCUCUACUUACGCGAGGGUAUCAGCCUUCAAAGACAUUUGGAUACUCAUCCCAAGGAACAGGUUAUAGAAGCUCUCAUUAAGGCUAGCGCUACUGUGCCUCCCCUAACGCAACCGCCUUCACCCACGAUAACACCUCCACAGACUAAUCCACAGGUACCCACUACAGGCACUCAUAUUCCCUCCCAGUCACAGUACCCCAUCGGGCCAGUUUUUGAGUGUCCACCCAUGGGUACAAUGGUGCCACCGCAGUUUGCCUCCUUUAGCUACCAGCAAUUUGUCAAUAAUGGUACCAUGAUGAUUCCGCAAUAUGCCAUGGCACCUCAGGCCAACCAGAUGAUGCAAAUGUUGUACAAUCCUUAUGGCAUGUAUCAGCAACAGCAGAUACCAACGGUACAAAUGAUUUCGCCCAUAACAACCAUUCCAACUACAACCCGGAUCAGACCUGCUGUGUCAGUUGCUGGAGAGAUUAACGGUAGGACUGUUACUGUACCUGCAAACAGCUCUGAAUCUAAACAAAUUUUACCUGAAAUUGUGUCAGAACCAGAACCAGAAGCAGAUAGAGUACUAACGGAUAUAGAUGUCCCAGAAACAUCAUCAGAAGAACAAACUCAAGACAGACAUGAAAUAUUUGACGGUAACGGAAUUCACGUGGAACACAGAGGACAGCAGACUCAGAAUUCUACAUCUCAAGAGCAACACAGUAAUCAACAUGAAUACCAAAGCGUUACACAAUCUUUAACCAUUGCAUGUGAAUCUAGCACGUCCGAAGAAGAAAAGUCACAAUGUGUAUUGCCAGAUGUUGACGAAGGCGAUAAUUCCAACAUAGUCCCAGAUCAAAUGAAAUGUAAAACAAUUGAAUAUGAAGAAUCUGAAUCCCAACAGUACUCGCAAGGGUAUGAAAAGAAUGUCACUAAAGAGAAUGAAAAUGAUGUUACACUGGUAGAAGUUAACAUACAAAUAGAGGAAGAAAAAUUAGAUAGUGAACAAGCUUUAGAGAAUGAUGAACAAAAUGUAAAUGAACCCACACAAGCAGAAGCUGCUUUAGACAAAGAGAUGAAGGAAUCGAGUCAACCAGAAGUAGAACAAUUAGAACGACUACUUAUCACUAUUAUGGAAUCAGAGUUUAGUAGCGUACAGAUGAAAGAAAGUAACGAACAAAGAGAACGAAAAAAUAGUGAAGAAAGGAUGAUCAUCGAGCGAGAAAAUACUGUGAUCCGUGAUACCAUAACUGUUGAUACAGAUAUAGAAGAAUGCAGUGAAACAACACCUAGUGCAAUACAUCAAGAGGAUAAUUCUUGCAAAGAUAUCGAAGAAGCUAAUGAACAAUCCCCAUUAAAAAAUUGCACUUAUUCGCUAGAAGAAAACCUUUCUUAUAUUUACCGAUACAAGCACAGUUUGUCCGCUCCUGCAUCUCCGGUUUUGCCAAAAAAAUCACACAGAACGUACUCCAUGCAUUCUGACUUUGGUUCUCUUGAAAAUCUCAGUAUAUAUCCAGGUGGUUUCGAUGCAAGUAACUUACAAGAUGACGAAGAUGAGGACGACGAGGAAAAGAAUGAUAUGGAAGAUAACUUUGAUGAGGAAGACAUGGAUAUCGAGGAGAUUCCAAGUCCUCAUACUCCUUUUACAAAAAAUGAUAUUACAGAUUGCACCAGAUCGCACACACCUCUUUCUACGAUCAGUGGAAUAUCUGUUCUAAGAGUUCGAACUGACCUUAGUAAACCUUCUUCACCAGCAUCCACACAUUCAUUUUAUCACAUGGAUGCAGAUAGUUUGAGCAAUGACGCAGACAGCAACGACGACACUGAAUUGUCACCUGAAAAAGAUCUAAUCGAUUGCAGCCAAGUUCUACAGGACUCUAAGAGUAUUCACCAGGAGGUGAUUGUGACUGAUAGUUUAGAAAAGAAAUCAGACUCGAAUCAUACGUAUCAUCAAUCAGUAAUUACGGAGCAUGUCAGCUCCUUUCCUGUUAUUCACUCACAGCAGCCGAUAAUCAUUCAUGAAACUUAUUCAAUGUCCAACAAUAAAACAACGAACAAUCUCCUAAACCUUUCGGAACCUACUGAUCCGAUGACUAGUACAGAUUCCAAGAUUUAUCAGCCUAGCAAAUCGAUUCUCCAAAAACCGACGACGGAACUCCUGAACAUCAAUGAGGAUGCACAUGCUGGACCGAUGAACGUCUUUGAAUUCGACGGUCUUCAGAUUCUAGUUCCUAGUACAUUUAUAAGUGAAUCGUCACAGAAAGCUGUGAGUGCUACUAGCCAGCAAUCUAUUGCAAGUAGCGAGGGAGGUGCUGGGAUUGAUGAAGAGGUUAAGAGCGUGAACAUGCGUGCUGAUGAGACAAUGCCACCACGAGGUGAACUAUCUGAGCAGGAGAGUAAUGGAUGCACAGAACACUCUGCAUGGCAGUUGUACAUGAGUCAGGAGUCUUCGAGGAUGUCUACAUCAUACGAUCUCAUGGCUCGAGAAAGUUGGGAGGAAUCUGAAGGAUCAGAUAAUGAAAUUAGCGGACCCUUAUUGGAUAGUCGUUCCCUAGCUACACAUUUCACCUCCAGCCUCUUCUUGGACCGGGACAGGAAAACACCUACGAAGAGAACAUUCAAGUGUCCUCACUGUAAUGAAGUGUUCGACUGCCCCAAGGAGCGUAGAGUUCACAGUACAACGGUGCACAAGGAACCAGGUCCAAGCGGCAGUAGAGAUAAUACGGAGCAACCUGAAGUGAAGGAUAUUAAAUUGCUGGAUGGUCGUAUGAAUAUGUUUGAUGCAUUCGUGCCAGGUUUACAUGUGCAGCAAUCUUAUCAUCAGCAGCCUCUUCUACAUCAACUCCAGCCUCCAACACAGCAACAGGAUAUUUCCAGGGUGGAAUCUGAUCAGAAGAUUGAUAAUCUGACAAUCCCUCCUGCGAUAGAUGCGUGUUGCUCAAUAUGCAAUCAACGAUUUAGCAGCGAGAAGUCUUUGCAGAUACAUCACAGAAGGAUGCACGUGACUGAAGUGACAAAACGCCGUGAAAACGCCAAGUGUCAAAUCUGUAACGAGGAAUUCCCUUCAGUGGUGUUGUUUAACUCUCACUUAAAAAUACAUCCGCUAGAGUGCGGUCAGUGCGGGAAAUAUUUCUAUAGGAAACAAAACUUCAAGCUCCACAUGAAACGGCAUCUAGGUAUUAAGCCGUUCCCUUGUACCGUUUGCGAUAAAGCAUUCCUUACCAAGCAGAAGCUUGACGAGCAUACAAACGGACACACUGGCAAUGCUCCUGUGAAGUGUAAUUUAUGCAACGAGACAUUUCGUAGAUAUUCCAAUUUAACCCAGCACAAGAAUAGACAUCAUCUUAAUAUUAAGAAGAAGUUGAAGGACUAUAUAUGCCACUGCGGCGAGGUGUUUCAUACUAAGAAAAAGUUAGCUUGGCAUAAAGAGACUCACGACGAGAAACCUAAAGCUUGCACCUACUGUAACGAGAGGUUCAUUCACAUGGCGAGCUUGACACGUCACAUGCGUCGUGCCCAUAAUCGAAGAUUUGUUCCUGAUGCUCAAAGAGAAAGUGAAAAUGUAGAAUGCCCGAUUUGUAAAUGUAUUUAUUUACGUUCUUCCUUGGCCGUGCACAUGCGUGUUCAUAAUGGUGAGAGGCCCUACGAAUGUCAAGUUUGUUCCAAGGCCUUCAGCACCAAGUGGAAUUUGCAAUUGCACAAAUGGACUCACGCGGCAAGGAGCACAAAACCAUUCAAGUGCAAUCAGUGCAGCGCUGCUUUUUAUCGACAUAGCGAUUAUACGGCUCACAUGAACUCUCAUAGAAACGUUCGUCCUUACACGUGUAAUUAUUGCGGGGCGCAAUUUAUACGCAAAUAUAAUUGCUUGCGACACGUUAAGGAACACGAGGAGAACAAGGCGUACACUUGUGACGUAUGCAACAAAACUUUCCACCGAUCGUACUACCUUAAGGAACAUUUACGUGUACACUCCGGUGCGCGACCAUAUUCAUGUCACAUUUGUGGAAAAUCAAGUAGCACCAAGUCCAAUCAUAAUAAGCACGUUAGGAUUCAUCACGCGCGAGAACCUGUAAAUACAGAAAAUUAAUAGGCCCCAGGUCUAUGUCUGAUAUGGCAUUACGAUGUCUCAAGUGGUCUAAAGUGCUGGGUCUAUUCAAGGUUUGGAUCAAAGACAUGUCAAGUAGCAUCUUGAAAAUUUUCAUCUUUCCUAUAAAAUAGUGUAACCGUUAUCAAGACUUGCAGAAAUGACUGUUUACCUAUUGCUCUUAGGUACGUUUUACGAUGAAAGAUACGACUAAUCAAUUUUUAAAUAUUACCCAUCAAACCUGAAAAACAGUGGUACGAGAGCUCGAUAUCAGUUUUCUUUUUUUUUUUUUCUUUCUUUAUGCUUGACAGAUUUGACACCUUUAAUACACAAGGAUCAUUUCCAAAUUUAUGCUCAAUUGAAAUUCUCUUGAUGUAUCGAAUGGAAUUCUGUAAUUUUAUUAAGGACGCUGCAUCUGCCUAUUUUCUUUUGUUCGCAAAAUUUAACGUCACCAUUACUUUUGUUUAUUCGCAUGGAUAAAGUAAUAUUUAAAGUACUGCCAUCAUUAGAUGUUUUAACAUGAAUAGCGUAAUGGAUUCUUGUGAAAUUAACAAAAAAUUGUCUAGAUUGACAAAAAUUUAAGUAAUUCCAACGUUUAAUAUUACCGAGUGCAUUAUAGUAUUUUUAGCGUAAUCGGUCAUGUUGGAUCGAAUUUCACUGAUACACAUUAUUUCAUUACUCUCGAUUACGGCGCAGUGAAAUUUCAUUGUCACACUGCGAAUCGUAUUUAAUUCUUUAAUCUAUUUUAAAGAUCGCACUUGCUGUUCUCAGAUUAACAUUACUUUUCAUUGAACAAACCUUUCAAAUAAUCAUUUGACAUCUGACAUUGAAAUCUUAAGUUUUCAUCCAAUCCUCCUAACAUACUUGACUUUUCUAUGAACUCAAAUGAUAACAGUAGGACAAUUGUGAUACCGGUAUUGAUAUCAUGUAAAAACGUGAAUUAUCUUUUAUUACUGUAUAUAAUCAAUCGAAUUACCGAAACAAAGAAAAUCAUUAAAGAAUUCUAUUAUAAAAACAGCCGAGGAAGUAACUCGAAUCGACAAACAUUUUCUUUUCAUUGCAGAGACUGAAAAGUUAUAUCAAAUUUCUAUAUCUUACAGAAGAUCUUUGCGGUAAUUAUUAAUUAUACAAUUGUCAUUUAAUUGAUCAAACAAUAAUGACAGCUACAGUCGUCAUCCGAUAUCAGUAUAAGAACAAGGGACUCCUUUACGUUAUGACCCAUGUGAAGAUGGCGGCAUGUCAAAUAUAAAUUAAAAGACUGAUAUCUGAUGAAGACUAUAAUGAAUAAUACUUAUAUCUGUUCAGUAAGCAAGACGUAUUUUUUUUAUAAUUCGUAUCAAUUACUUCUAAAGAAUAUUUGCGUUAAUUUAUAAAUUAAUUUUCGUAAAAGCAUUCUUCGUUUGAAUGGUCCUACUGUUUAACAAGAAUGUUCAGUUUUAAGAUAUUCAAUUUAGUAUAGUAGUUUCAAUGAUUUCGUUAUGGUCCGACAACCCUGAUUUAUAAGGUCCAGUGACUUGAGACCCUAACUACUUAAGGUUAUAAUUGUUAAUGAAAAUUAACUCAUAUGUGUCUCAAAGACUCAAGUAGAUCCUUUUCGUCAAGGGCUACGCAGUGAAACACGUUUGCCAACUAAUAGCUAUUAAAUAUAAUAUAUAUAUUUAUAUAUAUAUAUACACACACAAGCAUGUAUAUAUAUGUAUAUAUAUAUAUAUACAUACAUAAAAACAGAAAAUAAUUAACCAAUUAAUAUUACAUAAUUAUUAAACUCUUUUACGUGUCAAUCGUUGUAAGUGGAUUUUUUUUACGAUAAACUAUUUUACAUGAAGCGUGCAUAUUGCAAGUUUUGCGCAUCAGUGUCCAGUGUACUAUGUGUGACGGCCCAUAUUUAUUUGCGUAAGAUUAUUGCGCAAGGGGGCCUAUUAAUUACUACUACUACUACUACUACUACUAUUAUCGACUAUUAUACGAUAGUCCUGAAUCUUAGUUGUUAUUCUUAUAUAUUUAUAUAUUUUGCAAUAUAUAAAGGUGAUUUUUUAUUGGUAAUUCCAAUACCAAGACUGAUCGAUGUUGGUUCUCCGUAUUGCUCUCUGGUACAAAUUUAUAUAGAAUAAUAUGUUACUUGAGUUUGCGUUAUUUUGGUUACUUGUGAAAUAAGCAUUCGAGGGAUUGGAUUGCGUUUGGUUGGAUUAACAAAUUAUGAUCCAGUAGUAUACGGGGUCCAAAUUAUAAUUUUGUUAAAACUAAUAACCGCCUGACAAUAGUUAACUAUUUCAAUACUGCUCGAGAGGCCGAAGAGUUCUUUUAAAAAUACGUAAUAACCAAGAGCCUCUUUCUUGUCUUGUACUAAUAAUGUAAAACGAAUUGACAGUUAGAAAUUUGAUUAACGGGCGAAUGAUAUUUAGUGAGGGUUUGUCAGCGUGUCAAAUGUAUUUUGAAAUUGCUUAUUGGGAGUUGUUGACAAAGGAAGUUGAAAGAUAAUACAUUCAUGAUAAUGUACAGGAGAGCAGUACAGAGUAAAGAAACUGAAAACUGCCUGAAUGAAAGAUACAAAUCAGCCGAUUAGAUUUAUUAUAUAGCAUUUGUUAACUAAAAGAAAUCGACAUAAUCAAACUUGUAUAAAUAUAUAACCGUUACAAGUAUCGCAUUUGGUGUAAAGCUACUAUAUAUAUACACACAUAUAUAUAUUUUAAAGUAUAACUUUAUUUUUAUGCCACGAUCAUUUUUUCGAAUUAGGAUCUAGCGACCAACGUGUGUGCAUGAACUAUAUUAUCUGGCAUAUUCGGGCAGGUUGUAGAAACCCACCUAAAACCAACAUCGGCGUCCAAAUGUGCAAUUGUUUAGUUAAGCAGCAUGUGCGUACAGUAGGGUGAACGCGAGUUUGUACAUAGUGUACAUAUGUAUAUCAAUUAUAUUUUAUAAUAGGGCCAACGAAUGACCUGGCAAUUGAAUAUUGUAUGAAAUUUAAUUCAUGCUAUAUGAAGAUAAAAAUAGGAUAAUUAUUAUCAUUAAAGAAACAAUAAAUCAGCAUGUGUAUACCUUAAUAAAAGUUAUGUAUUGAGGUA
Molecule: messenger RNA, 8112 nt
Organism: Cephus cinctus (wheat stem sawfly)
Lineage: Eukaryota; Metazoa; Arthropoda; Insecta; Hymenoptera; Cephidae
Exons: 2
Coding region: 935-5053 (1372 amino acids)
Cellular component (GO): nucleus
Source: RefSeq, a predicted model, not a curated record